Molecule: messenger RNA, 871 nt
Organism: Eremomyces bilateralis CBS 781.70
Lineage: Eukaryota; Fungi; Ascomycota; Dothideomycetes; Eremomycetales; Eremomycetaceae
Exons: 3
Coding region: 250-447 (65 amino acids)
Cellular component (GO): endoplasmic reticulum
Source: RefSeq, a predicted model, not a curated record
CCUUGACUCUUGAGGACACCUUUGGCUUCCCAAUGAAAAAUAAUAAUUCCAGAACAACAACCACUCGCCCUUCUCUGUCCUCCUAGAAGUAAAGCCUAUUCAGGACAGAAGCAGGAGUAAAACAGGAGUGAAUAUUGUCAUUGCAUUGCAGUUCCAUCCUCUGUUGUUGUCCCAGCCUUCGCUCCGCAACCGCGACCUCGUCCUCGCAAGAUAUCGAGCUCCAUAUUCCUUUGAUACUACGCAGCAACAAUGGCUCAAACUCCUGCUCAGAGAAAGGCAAACGAGAAGUUCGCCAAGUUAGAGAGUGCAAAGCGUGGGAAACCCCAGAAUAGCAUUAAAAAGGGGGGCGAGAAAGGAAAGUCGCCAAUAUCGACUAGCUGGAUCAUUGUCCUCGCAUUCUUGAUCUGUGGAGGCGUGAUCUUCGAGGUGUUACGGAUGUUUUUCUAAACGGGGCGAUGGAAGAGCGGAACAGCGUGCGAAGCAGAGGCAGGCAAAGGCCGAGCAAUCACUGUCAUAUUUGAGUUCACUGCAUUCGCACGGAACUCCGUGCAUUAUUCAUAUAUAUGGCGUCUAGGUGGCGGGUCAAUCUGACUAUAGCACGACAUGGGAUGGGUUGGUUGAGAGUCAAAAGGCUCAUCGGUCUCGGAGCAUUGUAAAAGAUUUUCUGUCAUUCGACUUGGUAACAAAAGCGGUACUCGUCUUAUGAAGGCUCUUCGAAUGCCACUUGUCGUCUCUUCUUCUUGACCUUGGUUGUCGGUGCCAGUGAAUCCUCUUGUGCGGCUUGCUGUCCCAUCCCUUCCAUUGGGGUCGCAGCUUUUGUCUUUUUCUUCUUCUUCUUCUUCUUCUUGACCUCUUCCGUCCCUUCUGAUGC